Messenger RNA from Suricata suricatta (meerkat), 1353 nucleotides. It is a transcript of the gene MED20, whose product is annotated as mediator complex subunit 20. Gene Ontology annotation, biological process: regulation of transcription by RNA polymerase II. The record is from RefSeq and is a predicted model, not a curated record. Lineage: Eukaryota; Metazoa; Chordata; Mammalia; Carnivora; Herpestidae. Gene Ontology annotation, cellular component: mediator complex. Bases 130 to 768 code for a protein of 212 amino acids. The transcript is spliced from 4 exons. Gene Ontology annotation, molecular function: transcription coactivator activity.
GUUUUUACGUCAUUUCCGGUGCACCUCCCGCGGCCGAAGCUUGCGUUAGGGGGCUUCGCUUAGUGUGGGCGGCCGGAGAAAACUGCGAGUCAACUGUUUUGUUCCUGCCAGCCCUGCUGGUCUGAUACCAUGGGAGUGACUUGUGUGUCCCAGAUGCCUGUGGCUGAGGGCAAGAGUGUCCAGCAGACAGUGGAGCUCCUCACCCGGAAACUGGAGAUGCUUGGGGCCGAGAAGCAAGGAACAUUUUGUGUGGAUUGUGAGACCUACCACACAGCCGCCUCCACUCUUGGCAGCCAAGGUCAGGCUGGGAAGCUGAUGUAUGUGAUGCACAAUUCCGAGUACCCUUUGAGCUGCUUCGCCCUCUUUGAGAAUGGCCCUUGCCUCAUCGCUGACACCAACUUCGAUGUGCUCAUGGUGAAGCUCAAGGGCUUUUUCCAGAGUGCCAAGGCUAGCAAGAUUGAGACCCGGGGCACCCGGUACCAGUACUGUGACUUCCUAGUGAAGGUGGGCACAGUCACCAUGGGGCCCAGUGCCCGAGGCAUCUCCGUAGAGGUGGAGUACGGCCCCUGUGUGGUAGCUAGCGACUGCUGGAACUUGCUGCUCGAGUUUCUGCAGAGUUUCCUAGGCAGCCACACGCCAGGGGCUCCUGCAGUGUUUGGGAACAGACACGAUGCCGUCUACGGCCCGGCAGACACCAUGGCCCAGUACAUGGAACUCUUCAACAAGAUCCGCAAGCAGCAGCAGGUGCCAGUGGCUGGCAUUCGCUAGUGGCCGGCAGCUGCCCAGCUGAGCUCUGCCACCAGGGGGACUGCACAGGAGGCGUGGGUGCUCCAGGAACCCAGGGCACACAUGGAAGCUUCCCUCCCUCUUCCCAGCUGUGACUUGUUCUGGGGAUUUGGACUCCCCUCCCCUGACCCUCACACACAGCCCCCCAAGCUGCUGCCUCACCCCACGCCUUACUGGACUUGGCCUGUGCUCAGGAACGGUAAUUAUGAAGAGUGGAGAAGUGUGGAGCUUUCCUGCUUUAGGGGAAAAGGUAGGACAGGGCUGUCCCUGCCUAGUGUUGGUGGGGAAAGCAGUCUGUAUCUCCAGCCCUUUAGGACUUGGCCGAGGCCCACAGUGGACAGGCUGGGCUAGGCUGUAAUAAAGGCCUGCUCCUAGAGAGGAGUAGUAGGAGGCAUAACUUACAGGGAUGGCUGUUAUUUUCUGACCUGUUUGCUGAAAUGAAUUGUGGGUUGACUUUUCUGGGGUGUUGUCUGAGUCCUCUAGAGUCUCCCCCUGACGUCUUUUCAUUCUGUUGUAAAUUAGAUUAAGCCACAGGCUAAGCUGCUAUAACAAAGAGAACCGAAAGUA